CUGUAUAUUUUGCAGGACGAGGAUGUUGUAUCUGCUAUCGAAGAUGCAGGAUUUGAUGCUGAAAUAUUGCCUGAAUCAAAUUCUUCUCAGAAAGGUCCGAAUAGAACUUUGUUGGGGCAGUUCAGUAUAGGAGGUAUGACUUGUGCAGCAUGUGUCAACUCUGUUGAAGGUAUUUUGAGGGACCUCCCUGGGGUUACCAGAGCUGUAGUUUCUCUAACAACCUCCGUAGGAGAAGUCGAAUAUGAUCCUUCUAUUGUUAGCAAGGAUGACAUUAUUAAUGCAAUUGAAGAUGCUGGAUUUGAAGGUUCACUUGUACAGAGCAGUGAGCAAGGUAAAAUAAUUCUAGAGGUUGCAGGGAUAUCUGGUGAGCUGGAUGCACAAUUUUUGGAAGGCUUGCUUUGCCAUAUAAAUGGGGUGCAGAAGUUCCGUUUUGAUAGGAUAUCAGGACAACUGGAAGUUUGCUUUGAUUCUGAAAUCAUUGGUUCUCGGUCUGUGGUUGAUGGAAUUGAGGAGGCUGGUGGUGGCCGGUUCAAGUUACACGUGAAAAACCCCCUUUCUAGAAUGACUUCUAAAGAUUUGGAAGAAUCUUCAAAGAUGUUCCAGCUUUUCACAUCCAGUCUCUGUCUUAGUGUUCCUGUAUUUCUUAUACGUGUCUGCCCUCAUGUUCCUGUGUUGUAUCCUUUUCUAUUGUGGCGAUGCGGACCUUUCUUGAUGAGGGAUUGGCUGAAGUGGGGACUGGUGAGUCUCGUUCAGUUUGGUAUUGGAAAGCGUUUCUAUGUAGCUGCUGCUAAAGCAUUGAGGCGUGGAGCAACAAAUAUGGAUGUAUUAGUUGCAUUGGGAACUUCAGCUUCCUACUUCUAUUCUGUCUGUGCUCUUCUGUACGGUGCUGCUACUGGUUUCUGGUCUCCGACAUACUUUGAAACAAGUGCCAUGUUGAUAACAUUCGUUCUGUUGGGCAAGUACUUGGAGUCCCUAGCAAAGGGGAAAACAUCAGAUGCUAUCAAGAAGCUUGUUGAACUUGCACCUGCUACAGCAUUGCUGCUUGAGAAAGAUAAAGGUGGAAAGUGCAUAGGGGAACGAGAAAUUGACUCUUUGUUGAUUCAACCUGGUGAUCUGUUGAAAGUUCUCCCUGGCAUUAAGAUUCCUGCAGAUGGUGUAGUGUUAUGGGGUUCAAGUUAUGUCAAUGAGAGUAUGGUCACUGGUGAAUCUAUUCCUGUCUUGAAGGAGAUCAAUUCACAUGUGAUUGGAGGCACAAUGAAUUCGCAUGGGGCUCUUCAUAUUCAGGCCACCAAAGUUGGAUCUGACACUGUUCUGAGUCAGAUAAUAAAUUUGGUUGAAACUGCACAAAUGUCUAAAGCUCCAAUACAGAAGUUUGCUGACUUUAUUGCAAGCAUAUUUGUUCCCACUGUGAUUGUUCUGGCAUUGUUGACACUAUUGGGUUGGUAUGUUGGUGGAGUGACCAGAGCUUAUCCACAAAGCUGGUUGCCAGAAAACAGCAAUUAUUUUGUGUUUUCCCUGAUGUUUGCAAUAUCAGUUGUAGUAAUUGCAUGUCCAUGUGCUCUGGGUUUGGCUACACCUACAGCUGUCAUGGUUGCUACCGGUGUUGGUGCAAAAAAUGGUGUGCUUAUAAAGGGAGGAGAUGCAUUGGAAAGAGCUCAAAAGGUCAAGUUUGUCAUCUUCGAUAAAACAGGGACUCUUACGCAGGGAAAAGCCACGGUAACAACUGCUAAAGUUUUCACUGGCAUGGAUCGAGGAGAAUUUCUUAGAAUGGUAGCUUCAGCUGAGGCUAGUAGUGAACAUCCUUUGGGGAAAGCAGUGGUUGAAUAUGCUCGGCAUUUUCAUUUCUUUGAGCCUUCUGAAUCCAAGGACUCACAGAAGAGUGACAAGGGUUCCAAAUAUUCUGGGUGGCUUCUAGAUGUUUCAGAUUUCAAUGCUGUGCCUGGGAGAGGAGUCCGAUGUUUCAUUGAUGGAAAGCAAAUUCUGAUUGGAAACCGUAAGCUGCUCACUGAAAAUGGGGUGACAAUACCUACAGAAAUUGAGAGUAUUUUGGUAGAGCUUGAGGAGGGUGCACAGACAGGAGUACUUGUUGCCUGUGAUGAUGUUCCAAUUGGAGUUCUAGGAGUAGCUGAUCCUCUGAAGAGAGAAGCUGCUGUUGUCAUCGAGGGUCUUGGCAAAAUGGGCAUUACACCUGUCAUGGUCACUGGCGAUAACUGGCGAACAGCAAAAGCUGUUGCCAAAGAGGUGGGCAUAGAUGAUGUGAGGGCUGAAGUGAUGCCAGCCGGAAAAGCGGAAGUAAUCCGCUCAUUUCAGAAAGAUGGAAGUGUGGUGGCGAUGGUAGGUGAUGGCAUUAAUGACUCACCCGCCCUUGCUGCUGCUGAUGUUGGUAUGGCUAUAGGCGCAGGAACAGAUGUUGCCAUUGAGGCUGCUGAUUAUGUCUUGAUGAGAAAUAAUCUAGAAGAUGUAAUAACAGCCAUUGAUCUUUCAAGGAAGACGUUCUUACGUAUCCGGAUGAAUUAUGUCUUCGCCAUGGCUUACAACAUAAUUGCCAUACCAGUUGCUGCUGGUGUUUUAUAUCCUUGGAUCAAGUUAAAGUUGCCCCCUUGGGUAGCUGGUGCUUGCAUGGCACUCUCUUCCAUAAGUGUAGUUUGCUCUUCUUUGCUUCUUAGGGCGUAUAAAAAACCCAGAUUGACCAGUAUACUUGAGAUUACUGUAGAGUAGAAAUGAAGCAUGCAAGUGGUUCAGAAGAAAGUAGUUUUAAAUCUGUGGGUGCCCUUUACCGGGCGUCCUCAAGUUCUGUACAUGUGUGAUAUAAUGUUAUAUGGCAAAUUGGCAAUGGCGAAUGGGGUCAUAACUCAUAAGCGGCCACUCGACGUUCCUAUUUGGGAACUGUUAUAUCCUU
Molecule: messenger RNA, 2899 nt
Organism: Beta vulgaris subsp. vulgaris (sugar beet)
Lineage: Eukaryota; Viridiplantae; Streptophyta; Magnoliopsida; Caryophyllales; Amaranthaceae
Product: copper-transporting ATPase RAN1
Exons: 8
Biological process (GO): monoatomic cation transport
Cellular component (GO): membrane
Molecular function (GO): ATPase-coupled monoatomic cation transmembrane transporter activity; ATP binding; metal ion binding
Source: RefSeq, a predicted model, not a curated record